Molecule: messenger RNA, 420 nt
Organism: Bipolaris oryzae ATCC 44560
Lineage: Eukaryota; Fungi; Ascomycota; Dothideomycetes; Pleosporales; Pleosporaceae
Exons: 1
Coding region: 1-420 (139 amino acids)
Source: RefSeq, a predicted model, not a curated record
AUGGGGGUGGUUAGGCGCCAGCUUUGGGGAAGCUGGGUUGGCAUUGACGAUGUACGGAAUACUCUAGCCAACAGUAGGGCAGAUGGAAGGUACCGAAGCCGCCUCGAGCGCAGUGCGAUAUUAUGGGUAGUGAUUCAAGAUGCUGGUGAUCCUACCACUGCAAUCAUGUUGCGCCCCGCGGACGUCUUGGUCGUCAUUGACGAUACUCCAGCUACUGGAUACAAAACAGCACCGAGUCCAGAUAAGGUAGGUUUAGAACUGCACCCGAUUCCGCGGCACGUGUGCGUGGAGCAGCGAUGCAAUGCACUUGUGGGUGAUUGUUGGAAAGCCUUCGGCAGUGAGGGGCUGUGGACCAAGUUGCACACACGGUACAACGGUUGCAUGGAUCCAAGUAGACAAAGUGAGAAUGGCCACGGCUGA